AUGCCACGAAUCAGGUCCACUAGUACGACUUUGCAGAAUCUUGACGACACCAUUGGCGCAUAUCUCAUCGGGCUAGUCGCGAGCUCCAUUCUGUAUGGCAUCAUUUGCAAUCAGGCAUGGACAUACUUCUUCACCUAUCGUGAUCGGUUGUUUCUGAGGGGGACUGUCAUCGCAUCACUUACCCUCGUGACAGUCCACACUGCCCUUCAUACUCACGCCUCGUAUGUCAUGUUCGUUACGAACUUCUCCAGAUAUACGGGAUUGGAUCGAAUUUGUAUUCUCGACCUCGAGUUACUUGUAGGGCGUUAUUGUUCUCAUCUGCCAAGUGUUCUACGCGAUCCAGGUUUACCAAUUGGGGAGAAAGAAAUGGAUUAUAGCGAUAAUGAUAGGUGGGCCCCUACCAAUAUCAUAUUAGUACCACGGUCCACGGGCAUUGAUAAUAACUUUUCCACUGGCACAGGUCUUACGAUCGUCCAAAUAGGAUUUAGUCUGGCGCUCUGUGUCAGUGUUCUCGGACGAACAUUUGGCAGUACAGGAUCUGGCACAUAUCUCAUGGAGCUUGCAACCGGAAGCCAGAGAUAUCUGCUCAUAGUACCCCUGGCUUUGACCAUGGUAGGAGAUAUCUUAUGUGCCACCACGCUCUGCUAUCACUUGCAAGCAAAUUGGACUGGGAUACGUCGGACGGAUACACUCAUACAAAGACUGAUGGUAUACGCCGUCAGUACUGGAGCUCUCGUCGGUGCGGGAGUGCUCACCAUACUGCUUACCAUGGUCCUCCGUCCCGACUCGUACAUUUUUGUCGGACUCUUCGAAGUGUUUGGAAACUUAUACGUUUUAUCACUGUUAGCAAGACUCAACUCCCGAAUACCACCGAGUCCCGCACGCCCUAUCAAUGUCACCAAUAACGAGGAGCAUUACAUGACGAGUCUUCGGUUUGAAGACUGUCUUGAAGGCACCGUUCAAACACUCGAUUCGGUUGCAAGCACGCGAGCGCACCCGAACUCAAAGCAGAGCAACGCAGGUGACGGGAAGUUUGACAAUCAAAUCCUGCCGCUCGGAUCUUCAGCUCAUCACAUCGCAGACGGUCCGGAAAGUAUAUUACCACGAGACGAUCAGGGUUCCUGAAGCCAUGGGCACUCUACAUCACCUCCGCACAUCGCAGCCAAGAAGGGAGAGCCUACCGUACGUCAGACAUUGUU
Messenger RNA from Marasmius oreades (fairy-ring Marasmius), 1199 nucleotides. RefSeq lists its product as uncharacterized. The record is from RefSeq and is a predicted model, not a curated record. The coding region runs from base 1 to 1125 and encodes 374 amino acids. Lineage: Eukaryota; Fungi; Basidiomycota; Agaricomycetes; Agaricales; Marasmiaceae. The transcript has 15 exons.